Staurois parvus is the source of this 292-nucleotide messenger RNA. Lineage: Eukaryota; Metazoa; Chordata; Amphibia; Anura; Ranidae. The record is from the annotation of a GenBank genome assembly.
GGCUGCAGUGAUGGGCACUGAUAGGCUGCACUGAUGGACACUGAUAGGUGGCACUGAUGGGCACUGAUGAGGAGGCACUGGCAGCACUGAUAGGCGGCACUGACUGGCACUGAUUGGCAUUGAUAGGUGGCACUGACUGGCACUGAUGGGUGACACUGAAAGGCAGCUCAGAUGGGCACUGAUAUGUGGCAUUGAUGUGCACUGGUAUGCACUGAUAUGUGGCACUGAUGAGCACAAACAGCUGGCACUGAUGGACACUGACAGGUGGCACUGCUGGGGCUACACUGAUCAU